AUGUGUUCGUUGUGUCAUGGUUUUUAUUCGAAAUCUUAUUACUCUCGUCAUAUGAAUGCAUGUGGAAAAGACUCUUCUCAUUCAAAAUGUGCAGUACCGGUUGAAAUCCUUACUGAUAAAUCACAAGAAGGAUUAAGUCAAAAUUUCAAAACUGAAAUUUUGCAAGUGAUUAGAGACGAUCCUAUUGGCAUUACUGUGAAGAGUGAUCGAACAAUUUUGAUGAUUGGGUCACUACUUUACGAGAAAGUGAGAAGAAAACUUAGCAAAAAAAGUGAAGUUCAAAAUUCUGUUCGAAAUGAUAUGAGACGAUUAGGCCAUCUAUACUCACAUUUUAAAAACUAUGAAGUAAAACCAAUUUAUUGCAAUGCAGCCGAUAUGUUUCUUCGACAAAAUUUUAGUUCUUUGAAGCUUGCAAUUGAAGUAUAUACAGAUACGUAUUCUGAAAAUCAAAAAUCAGGGUUAAAAGCUGCCUUAUAUUAUUUAAUUUCUAGCAGUGCAAAAAAAUGUGUCGGAAGCUUUUUGGCUCAAGAUAAUGACGAUUCAGCUAAAUCAAUCUCUGAUUUUUUAGUUCUUCUGCAACUUCGUAAAGAAGAGAUAUUUGGAGAUGCAACAUAUGAUUUGAAUGAACGCAGAAACAUUAGUUUAAAGAAACCAUCAAAAUUACCAAUUGAAUCAGAUAUUCAAAUGAUACGUGAUUACUCCAUUUCUGUCAUGAAAAAGUACAAAGAGGAUAACUUUGUCCUAUGGGAUCUUCACGCCUACGUUGAACUGCGUGAUGCUGCAUGUACAAGGCUUGUUCUAUUUAAUGGUAGACGAGGCGGCGAGCCUGCCCGUCUUUUUUUACGCGAGUGGUUUGAAGCAGCAAAGGAUGCAUGGCUAGAUGAACAACGUUCAAAUCAUCUUGUCCCUGUUUUAAUUCCCGAAGAUACUGUCCGUGCUAUGGAAAUUUUAUCCGAUCCAGUUGUUAGAAGUAAUGUUGGAGUUCUGGAAUCAAAUGUUUACGUAUUUCCUAGUUGUCAAAGUUCAGAAAAGCAUUGUUCAGGCUGGCAUAGUUUAACUAACGUUUGUGAUAAAUUGCCUAUAAUAAACAAGUCUAGAUUAACUGGUACAACAAAUAGACAUAGAUUAAGCACGCUUAUGGCUGCAAUAAAUCUUAGUGAUUUAGAAAAAAGUUUAGUUUUUAAACAUUUUGGUCAUAGCAAAAAUAUAAAUGAAAAUAUUUAUCAAGCACCAGCUGCCCACCAACAAAUUUUGUCUACAGGAAAACACUUGUUGGCUAUCGAUGCAGGAAGCGGACCCAAGGAGCACAAACGUAUGAAAACCAGUUCAAGUUUGAUUCAAACAGUAGAUCCUAAUGGAUGUGAACCUGAAAAUGGAGGCAAACUUGAAAGUAAGACAACUGAUCUUUUACAUGAAAAACCUUUAAAUAGUCAUCUGUCAAAAGAAAUUCAAAAUCCAAAUGUGGAACUGAAUCACUCUCCUGCUCAAAAAUUUGAAGAAAGAAUAUAUACUCAGUGGUCAAAAGAACAAGAAGAACUAUUGGAAGAAAUGUUUUUUAAUUUUAUUUAA
Hydra vulgaris (swiftwater hydra) is the source of this 1569-nucleotide messenger RNA. NCBI's taxonomy places the organism in Eukaryota, Metazoa, Cnidaria, Hydrozoa, Anthoathecata, Hydridae. The record is from RefSeq and is a predicted model, not a curated record.